GGCUAGAUACAAAAAAGAGAAAGGCCAUUCAGCAAAAACCAAUAAUAAUGGAGAUUGAUUCAGAAACUGUGCUUGUGACAUUGAGGGAGGAAGUGGAAAGCAAAGAUGCUGAUCUUGCUGCCCACUUUUAUACUCUGGAGGACUACUACGAGCGCAAGCUCUGGUACCAGCUUUCGGAACUAUUGAAGAAGGAGAUAUACAGGAACCCAAACUCAAGGGCCAUCCGGUUGAAACUUUAUGACAACUUCAUCAGCUCUUUCAGCGAUAAGGUCAAUCAAUUGCAGUUAGUUGAGUUUUUGAUCAUUUCCUUGGCCGAUUCAUCGCCAGAAAAUGCUCUAGAAUACUUGACGAACUUGAAGCAGACACUUUUAAAGCGUGGCGAGAAGAAAUCGAGCAACUUCGCAGACCAGGAUAUGAACGAUUACGAGAUAAUACAGGCGCUAUUAUACUUGGAAAACGAGUUGGCUAAGGUUAAGUUGCAACUUGGGUUUAUUGACGAGGCAACCACGAUCAUUGAGCAAUCUCAAGAGAAGCUUGACAACUUGUCAGUCUCUGCUGACAACCGGGUCAAUGCAAGCUUUUACUACAUCAAAGCACAGCUAGUGAAGAGAAAGGGCGAUUUCAACCUAUUCUACUACAAUAGCUUGUUGUUCCUUGCGUGCAUUCCCGACAUAGACGACUUAGAGGACAAGGAGAAUGUCGUAAGGGAUAUCUGCAUCAGCGGCUUGUUAGGGGAUAAAAUUUACAACUUCGGAGAGAUCAUAAUGCACGACAUCUUCAAGUAUCUAUCAGAUGAAUGGUUAAAGGAGCUCCUCUUGAGCUUGAACAACGGUGACCUGACAAGCUUCAACAAGCUUAUUGCCAACAAAACAGAGAUUGAGAGGAUUCCAGAGGUCUCCAACAGGGUGGAGUUUCUCAAGCAGAAGAUGUGCAUAAUGGCCUUUGUCGAGCUCGUGUUCAACAAGCCUACGACGAGCAGAUGCAUCCAAUACAGCGAGAUCUUACAGAAGAUUCCUCUUCUUGUCAACGGCAACGAGAUAGAGCACUUGAUAAUGAGGUGUUUGAGUCUCGGCUUGAUCAAGGGUCUCAUAAACCAGGUUGAGGAGAACGUCGAAGUGUCCUGGAUUCAGCCUAGAACGAUGACUCUGGCGCAGAUCAAGGGCAUGAAGGCCAAGAUGGAGCUCUGGAGCGACAAGGUUUCUGUGCUCAACAAGUACAUGGGCCAGGCCGGUGGCGAGAUCCUUGUGUAGACUCCUGGAAAGUAGACCACACAGACAUAGAUUGUUUAAAGAUGAAAGAUUAAGAUGGCAGAAUUAUAUGUAUCUCUUGUAGAACCGGA
Molecule: messenger RNA, 1339 nt
Organism: Pichia membranifaciens NRRL Y-2026
Lineage: Eukaryota; Fungi; Ascomycota; Pichiomycetes; Pichiales; Pichiaceae
Exons: 1
Coding region: 48-1250 (400 amino acids)
Biological process (GO): ubiquitin-dependent protein catabolic process
Cellular component (GO): proteasome regulatory particle, lid subcomplex; cytosol; nucleus
Molecular function (GO): structural molecule activity
Source: RefSeq, a predicted model, not a curated record